CGCGGAUAUUUACUGUUUCUCACUGUUCACGUGUGACAACGUUCAGAUGAUUCGAAGUUUGCGCUGAAUCAACAACACCAAUGGACUUUAGACCGCGCGUGCGAAUCACUCUUUAACACUACUGUGCCUAUAACAGCUAAAAUGGGAGUAUUACACAAAGAUCUAAUUGCGUUUUCUACUUAUCUGUUGUGCAAGUCUACGCAGCUUGCAGUCAAGUUAACUUGAUUAUAAAGAGCAUGUCAAUGUAAAGAGCUGACCUUCAAUGAACCGAGUCUUGCCGUCGUUUUCGCUAGCUGCUUAAUCACUAAUAAUGUCUCUUGUGGAGUCUGACGAAAACACUCCGCUUCUCAGAGGCGAUAUCACAAGUGGUGGGGAUGCAGACAGAAGCCGCUGGAGGUCCAUCAGGGUCAUGUACUUCACUAUGUUCCUUAGCAGCGUUGGUUUUACGAUUGUAAUCACUUCCAUAUGGCCCUAUCUGAAAAAAGUUGAUGAAAAUGCAGAUGCCAGUUUCUUGGGAUGGGUGGUUGCUGCGUAUAGUUUGGGUCAGAUGGUGGCCUCACCACUCUUUGGACUGUGGUCCAAUCACAGGCCUCGACGAGAGCCUCUAGUCUGCUCUAUAUUCAUCAAUGUCUCUGCUAACAUUUACUACGCCUAUGUCUACCUACCUCCUUCACACAAAGAAAUUCACAUGCUUUUGGCUCGUACGUUUGUGGGCAUUGGAGCAGGUAAUGUAGCUGUUGUGAGGUCCUAUGUGGCUGGUGCCACUUCCCUGAAGGAGAGAACCAGUGCAAUGGCUAACAUGAGUGCCUGUCAGGCUCUCGGCUUCAUUCUUGGCCCAGCCCUACAGGCUGUUUUGUCAUUCAUUGGAGAGUCUGGCUUCAGUGUGAAAGCCAUCCAGCUUCAGGUUAAUAUGUACACCGCUCCAGCGCUGUUGGCAGCCUGCUUCGGGAUCAUUAACAUUCUGCUGGUUAUAUUAGUCUUGAGGGAGCACUGUGUGGAUGACCAUGGAAAUCAUAUCCGUGCAAUUAACUACACCUCAGAAGAGCAAGUAGAUGUGGCUCCUGAGGUUGAAGGUGAUAUCGAUCAGAUCGCAGUGUUCACAUCUAAUGUCCUUUUCUUUGUCAUUCUCUUCAUUUUUGCUGUGUUUGAAACUAUAUCUACUCCUUUAUCAAUGGACAUGUUUGCAUGGACGAGGAAAGAAGCUGUUUUGUACAAUGGUAUCAUAUUGGCGGCCAUUGGUUUUGAGUCCAUCCUCAUCUUCCUGGUUGUAAAAGUAGUCUCAGCACGAUCGCCACUGCUGCUCGGAGGCCUGAUUCUCAUAUUUGCUGGUUUCUUUAUCUUGUUGCCAUGGGGAAAUCAAUAUCCUAAAAUACAGUGGGCAGCCAUUGAGAAUAACACCACACCAGAAAUACGACUGGCACACACUCCACCCUCAAACGCUUCUCUGGAGCCCACUGGAUGUCCGUCUGAACAGACCUGGUGCUUGUUUACCCCUGUAAUUCAUCUCGCACAGUACAUUGCCUCUGACAUCCUGAUUGGAGUGGGUUACCCCACAUGCAACGUAAUGUCCUACACUUUAUACUCAAAGAUAAUAGGCCCCAAACCACAGGGGGUUUACAUGGGCUGGCUGACAGCAUCAGGAAGUGGAGCGCGGACCCUCGGGCCUGUGUUUGUUUCUCACGUCUACACCAUCCUGGGACCCCGAUGGGCCUUCAGCGUCAUAUGUGGCAUAGUAUUAGCUGCAGUUGUUCUUCUGAGUGCCAUGUACAAACGACUUAUCGCCUUUUCCAUACGCCACGGAAGGAUAGAAGAUGAAAGUCAUGACUGACAGGUGCCUCCACCAACUACUAAUGGACAGUUCGGAGAAGUGGGCUUGACUUAAAUAUGGAAAUCGUUUUUUUUUAAAUAGAUAACUGUAUAAAGUGUGGAGCUUUUCAAGCAUAAUCAUGGUUCUGAAGUAGUAAAUAUCUUGAUAUGUUGAAGUAUAAUUUUCCUUUUUAGCUAAACUGUGAACCACUUGUAGCAGCAUGACAUGGACUGACACCAUAUAAAAUCAAACAAUGGCACACUCUAAAAAGUCCCAUGUGAACGGCAGUAUUAAUGAUUUGGCAGCUCAGUGGGUUAUGAAGCAUCGCAGAUGACUACUGUGCAUAAUGGAUUAUGAUUGUUUUGGUUUUAAUAAUCUAUUUUAUUAACUUGAAUUUCUGGCGUUGUAAAGUAUUAACAUGUGUUGGAUGAUUUACUCUCAUUUGCAUUGAUAGGACAGGCUUGACACAGAUGUUGAAGUUUCUUUUCUUUUUAAUAACACUAAGCUUAAAAAGCACACAGGGUGCCGAGAAUCACUUGAGUUUUUGGUGAUUAUAAGCUGCAAGACCACUGUAUUUUAAAUCCAGCUUUUGUUCUGUUUUUUGAGUUAAAGCACAACAUUUCCUGAGAAAUGGCAAUAAAUCGUUCCUUUAAUGUUUUUAAAAAAAGUGAGGCAUGA
This is a messenger RNA of Puntigrus tetrazona (Sumatra barb), 2485 nucleotides long. It is a transcript of the gene mfsd8, whose product is annotated as major facilitator superfamily domain containing 8. The record is from RefSeq and is a predicted model, not a curated record. Gene Ontology annotation, biological process: transmembrane transport. Lineage: Eukaryota; Metazoa; Chordata; Actinopteri; Cypriniformes; Cyprinidae. Gene Ontology annotation, cellular component: lysosomal membrane. The transcript has 12 exons. Gene Ontology annotation, molecular function: transmembrane transporter activity. Bases 311 to 1828 code for a protein of 505 amino acids.